AUGGAAGGUUCUUAUAAGAGAGAGCGGGCCAAAGCGUGUCGAACAAAAGCAAACCGCCUCACACUUCCCUUCGCAGACUGGAGGACGAACACUUCUUCAAUACACAGGAUCCUGUGUGUAUAUGUGAACCACAGCAGCGUGGUUGUUGUGAAUGUGAUCACUUACAACAAGGUUGUUGAGCUUGUGGACACGCGUGUGCUGAGGCUUGAGGCCAAUGGCUCGGUGUCGUUGAAUUGUAGGGAGACAGAUGUAUCGAUAGUUGGAUACUUUGGCGAUGCUCCUGCAAAGAACGGUUCACAGCACUGGAAAGAGUUCUUUCUGGAUGACAAGGGCCUCAUCGCAUGUCGAGAUUCGAUGAUUGUAAGCUUCGAGCCACCUCUACCGAGGUCCAUGCAGUUAUACACAGCAUCACCGAUUGAGCUCUACCUUUCCCAAAGUCUUAAUGAAAAGACGAGUCCGUAUGUUGACAUGGUGAGGACACAUGGCCACAAGCGUGCGUUCACACCACAGGACUUGCACUUCACACAGUCAGUGGAGACUCUCAACAGGUGCUGGAUUAAAAGAACUUUGCUUUUGACCCAGAUUCCGCAAAUGCAACAGACUUGGCUGGAUGAUUCCAUUUGCAGGCAGUUGCGACAGAAGAUCUCCCAAAUACCAUAUAUGAUAUUCAGGAUCAUGGCCAAGAUGCUCAAACCAUUAUCGAUAACUUACCUAUACACGCUGAUUGCUGCACGGCACAUCAGUUUAUGGCUUAUCUAUAUCAUGAACAUGAAGAUGCCAUCAAACUUACCACGCUUGAUUGACAUUUCUGCAACAGCACAACAGAUCGAUCUGAGAUUACAACAGUUUUCUUACUUGCCCAUUCAAUACUUACACACUUCACGGCAGAUGGAAUCUCAUAAGACCAAGCUGCUACCAAAGGACCAGUUUGCAGAGUAUAUAAGGCUCUACAAUACUCUCUGGCUUGUGAUCAACGACGUAACGUUGGGGUAUGUCGUGAGCUCUUUCCUGAAUGAAAACAAAAAUCAAAUAGUCAACGUUUUUGAUAAGUACGUGGUCUCAAAGGUGCUCUACUCUGAUUUGAACAGCAUUCUCAUGUGGCUUAUGGAUGCACCUGGUGGCAUCAAACUCAACAACGAAUUGUCUGCAUUUCUGAGUGAUUUCUUCAGAUGGAUAAUAGAAUUCUGGAAAAUGGCGCUCAUUGACCGCUUAAGGCCAAACUACAGUACAGUGAUACGUAUUAUCAGUGUGUCAUCCUUGUUUGGUGCCACGUUUGGAAUCGCAGUGUUUUCUGAUAUGCUAUCAAUAUUGACUUUCCAUAUUUACUACUUCUAUCUGGCCAGCGCAAAGAUCUAUCAUGGACAGCUCAGUGCAAUUCGCUCGUUGUUCAGAUUGUUCUGUGGGCAAAAGAAGAACGUUUUACGUCAUAGAGUGGACUCGAACGACUACACACUUGACCAACAACUACUGGGAACCCUUAUAUUCACGGUCUUAUCGUUUUUGUUGCCAACAGUGCUGAUAUUCUACUUGACUUUCACCAUCACAGCAGUUGUUAUUCUUCUAAUCACUGGGUUAUUGGAGAUGACCAUGUCAUUGCUGAAUCACUUUCCACUGUUUAUACUCCUGUCAAGAGUCAAAGACUACAAGAGGGUUCCUGGUGGAGUGGCAUGCUCGUCUUUAAAUGGGUAUAUACACUUACGUAUCAAACCCAUCGCACUCACAGAUAUGUUUGCUCCAUUCCGAAAUGUCUUACAAAAACUUCAAGAGUCGUAUUUGAGUGCUCCUGUUAUUACAGGACUAUUGGUUGGCCGUCCAGUUUACGUUCAGAGAAACAAGUUUUACAAGCUGUUGAAAUAA
Molecule: messenger RNA, 1857 nt
Organism: Williopsis jadinii
Lineage: Eukaryota; Fungi; Ascomycota; Saccharomycetes; Phaffomycetales; Wickerhamomycetaceae
Gene: GPI1
Product: phosphatidylinositol N-acetylglucosaminyltransferase
Exons: 4
Coding region: 1-1857 (618 amino acids)
Biological process (GO): GPI anchor biosynthetic process
Cellular component (GO): endoplasmic reticulum; membrane
Source: RefSeq, a predicted model, not a curated record